CAACAGCCUCACUUCCAAGACCCUACAACUUCGCCACUGCCCUUAGAGCUACGGCAAUUCAACCGCUACUUCCUAAAUCCAAGUUCCGAACAGACACUACGGGAGUACCUGCGCCCCAAACCAUCUCGCUACCCUACUAACGUUACCGUUACCUGCACCUAUCCUCGUCCCGCAAACCAACAUCAAUCUAGUCUAGCAAUCGACCCCAGCGCACUCCGUCACUCUGCGCCGGUUUCACAAACCCCAAGACUUACCUCCCAAGGAGAGGGGCAGCAUCUAAAACAAAAGAACCAUACCGAAGAAAAAAAGAGAUGGCCGAACACGAACUGACAACCGUCGUCAACCAACUGCGCUCCUCCCCGCCGACCACGCCCUACACAACAACCACCUCCCUCCUAUCGCGCGCCAAGCUCCUGCUGCUGCAACUGAACGCACUGACACCAUCGCCCUCCGUCCCCGUGCAGCACCUCGUACUGGCGCGGGAUAUCUACGAGCUCGGGGCGCUGGCGUCGAUCCGGGCCAAGAACCCGGACGCCUUCACGCGCUACGUCUCACAGCUGCAGCCGCUCUACGAGGUACUACAAGGCCACGCCGACGCCGCCGAGGCAGCAGCAAAUAGCGUUAGCGGGGAGCGCAACAAAAUCACGGGCCUGUACCUGCUCCUGCUGCUGACGCAGGGGCGGUACGCCGAGUUCCACAGCGAGCUCGAGGCGCUGUCGUCGUCCAUGUCGUCCAUGAACGACGUCGAGGCGGACCGGUACCUGGGCUACCCGAUCCGCCUGGAGCGCUGGUUGAUGGAGGGCAGCUACGACCGCGUGUGGAAGGCCAUGAAGAAAGGGGAGGUGCCCUGCGAGGAGUUUGGCGUGUUUUCAGAGAUUCUGACAUACCAAAUCCGCUCCGAGAUUGCCUCGUCAAGCGAGCGCGCCUACCCCUCGCUCCCUCUGUCAUCCACAAAGUCGCUACUCUUCCUCGAGUCUGAGGGCGCCGUCGUCGAGUUUGCCCGCAGCCGCGGCUGGAUCGUUAAGGACGGCCAGAUCUACUUCCCGUCGGCGCAGGAGGAAGAGGGCGAGCAGGAGAAGGAGAUAAGCCAGAUGAUGAUUGAGAACACUCUGGGCUACGCUCGACAGCUCGAGACAAUUGUUUAGGCAGGAGGAGGCGGAGAGGAGGCGGACACACAGGAGCUGUAUGGGGGGUUCUCGCCGUGCAACAGUGGUCUGCCGGGCUGCAGUAUGUAAGAAGAACAAAUACGCCUACCUAGACCCAUAGAUAGCGGGGGUAGAGGCUAAGCGCCGGGAACAGAAUCAGCAGCGGCCAAUUUCAACGGGUUGUUUAUGAUCAAACAA
Messenger RNA from Canariomyces notabilis, 1343 nucleotides. RefSeq lists its product as uncharacterized. The transcript is spliced from 2 exons. Bases 312 to 1145 code for a protein of 277 amino acids. NCBI's taxonomy places the organism in Eukaryota, Fungi, Ascomycota, Sordariomycetes, Sordariales, Chaetomiaceae. The record is from RefSeq and is a predicted model, not a curated record. Gene Ontology annotation, biological process: proteasome-mediated ubiquitin-dependent protein catabolic process. Gene Ontology annotation, cellular component: nucleus; cytosol; proteasome regulatory particle.